AUGGCGCAACCGACGCAAUCCAUAAAAUGUGUGGUAACCGGUGACGGUGCCGUGGGAAAGACUUGUUUGCUGAUAUCCUACACCACCAAUGCAUUUCCUGGCGAAUACAUUCCCACGGUCUUUGACAAUUACUCGGCCAGCGUCAUGGUAGACGGGAAACCGGUUUCGCUGGGAUUGUGGGAUACAGCCGGUCAAGAAGAUUACGACAGAUUACGCCCACUAUCAUAUCCUCAGACGGACGUCUUCCUCAUAUGCUUUUCCAUCGUAUCACCCCCGAGCUUCGACAACGUCAAGGCAAAGUGGUACCCCGAAAUUGAACACCACGCCCCGAAUGUCCCUAUUAUCCUUGUUGGCACGAAGCUAGAUUUGAGGGAAGACAAAGCGACCGCGGACAAUCUCAGGAACAAGAAGAUGGAACCCGUGUCCUACGAACAGGCACUGGCGGUGGCCAAGGAAAUCAAAGCGGUUAAAUAUCUGGAAUGUUCUGCACUGACGCAGCGAAAUCUGAAGAGCGUCUUCGACGAAGCCAUCAGAGCCGUGCUCAACCCUCGACCCGCGACAACCAAAAAGAAGUCGAGGUGUACCAUCCUCUAG
This is a messenger RNA of Fonsecaea erecta, 594 nucleotides long. RefSeq lists its product as hypothetical. The transcript is spliced from 3 exons. The record is from RefSeq and is a predicted model, not a curated record. Gene Ontology annotation, cellular component: cell cortex; cell projection; plasma membrane. NCBI's taxonomy places the organism in Eukaryota, Fungi, Ascomycota, Eurotiomycetes, Chaetothyriales, Herpotrichiellaceae. Bases 1 to 594 code for a protein of 197 amino acids. Gene Ontology annotation, biological process: regulation of actin cytoskeleton organization; regulation of cell shape; actin filament organization. Gene Ontology annotation, molecular function: GTP binding; GTPase activity; protein kinase binding.